Molecule: messenger RNA, 3777 nt
Organism: Rhizoctonia solani
Lineage: Eukaryota; Fungi; Basidiomycota; Agaricomycetes; Cantharellales; Ceratobasidiaceae
Product: Exocyst complex component Sec3
Exons: 27
Coding region: 1-3777 (1258 amino acids)
Biological process (GO): Golgi to plasma membrane transport; exocytosis; carbohydrate metabolic process
Cellular component (GO): exocyst; plasma membrane
Molecular function (GO): phosphatidylinositol-4,5-bisphosphate binding; hydrolase activity, acting on carbon-nitrogen (but not peptide) bonds
Source: RefSeq, a predicted model, not a curated record
AUGCCCAGAACCUAUCGCUGGCAAACCGAAAAUGAGCGAGAACAGAAAGCUUUUGUUGAAUCUCUCGUACAAUUAUUUUAUCGGGUAACUGGUAAUAAAGAUCUAUAUGUUGUUGGGCUAGACAUUGGUCGGUCUCGCCUAGGCCAGGAGCAAGUACCUCGCGAGACUCGCGUACCGUCUCCCACGCCGCCAUCAUUGGCGGCUUCUGAGAGCGCUCAAUCAUUUAAUACAGUUGGCUCGAUUCCAAGGCGUGGUGUGCUUCGCCCUCCAUCAAUUAGCUCGUUGGGGACCUCUGUCGACACCCGUUCUCGUGCGGGCUCUAUUGCAGGCUCCUUUCGUCGCGAGAAAGAGCGCGACCCGGAGCCUGAACCACAACCUCCCACCCCACGCGUUCCGAAACAGCGACCGGCUCCCCAAUCGUAUGCUUCCGACGCAUCGGGACCCCGUUCAAGGCCUACAACGCCCUCCGCCAAUAUGCAAGAUAGCCACCCACCGGCUAUUCCUCGUCCACGACGCCAACCCCAGCCAUCACCACCUACCACUCCCAGACAGUCUAGUAGGAGCGUGCCGACCCGUAACUCGGAGCGCUCAUCGCAGGCCAAUAGUGAACGGGAGCGGGUAUCCCAGGCUGAGAGAGAACGCGUGUCACAAGCCGAUUCUCGCCCACCACAACCAUCGAUUGUGAUUCCCCCGACCCUCCAGGAUGGGGUACCCUCUCCCCGCAUUAGAACGCCUAUCAGGGGAUCUCCAGCUCAAUACCAGAACACACCUCUAUCUCGAAUCGCAUCGAAAGCAACUGUCCGGCCCCCUUCUCCAGAUGUGGUUCCUUCGCCAACUGUAGCGCAGCCACCACGGCGUGACCCGAAUGCCCGUAUAUCCUAUUUCGACCCAACGAAUCAAGCAGUCCUUGAACGGCUGCUGCAGCAGGGUGCAGAUGGAGAUGUCGGCGAAUCUGCAUUGUCGAAUGUAGAGGAUAUGUUAGACGGCUUUGAGUGGCGCUUGAAGAGUGGUGGUGCUUCGGGAGGUACAGCAGACCAAAUUGAGGCCCGGCUGAAAGAUGAGCUCCUGGCACUUGAAAAGGCAAGUCUAUUUCGACACAGGGAUGCACUGUACCUGAGAUUGAAGCAGGCGAACAUCCACUCAUUUGUUGAAUCGGAUGAUCGAUUGGCCUUGGUUCUCAAAUUUAUUGACGAUGCACUCAACGAAUUAAACGAUAUGGACAGCAUGAUAUCAAGCUAUAAAGCUGUUGGCGACGACAUCAGUUACAUUCAGUCUCAGAAUCGUGGAUUGCAGGUACAAACUCAGAAUCAGAAAGUACUUCUUAAUGAGAUUGAAAAAUUGCUGCAAACCGUUCAUGUCGACCGAGAUGCGCUUCUUGUUCUCACUCAAGAGUCGUUGGAGAACCAGCGCGGUAUUCAAAGACUUGAAGACGCUGCAGCCCAACUAUAUCGUGCAUUGCUUGCCGGUCGCGAUAGGGAUAUGUCCGCCACUAUUGAACGCUUGGCAGAGUACAAGACUUACAAUCAGCAAUUUUGUGUUCGGAUAGUCGAAUUUCUGGGUGUUAUGUUUGGUUAUCAGUCAGAGCAACUGCUGGAUUAUGCUGAAAAGGCGAAACAAACCCGCACUCAACCAACACUCCACCCACACACACCUAUGGAGAAAUACCUUGGCAAAUAUAGUGGUUUGAUAUUGUACCUGAGAGAGAUGGAUGAGAGCAGGUAUUCCAAAGUGUGCGCGACUUACUUCUCAGCGGCUAGCGAUCUCCACGGCAAAGAAAUUCGAGCACUCUUCAUGAAGCACAUCGAAAUCGUUCAACGCGCGCCUGAAGAAGAUGGAGAUAAUAGUUUUGCGCCCCCGCCCCAACAAAGCGCGGUUUCACGCGCUGGAGGGACUGUCCGACGUGCUGGGACAGCUGUAUCUAGGUCACCCAUGGACAAAAAGAGCGCGCAGAAACCGGCAUUCGAUCACGCUCUAAGCCAAGUGAUUGUUCAAAUUCACGCUGAAGACGCAUUCAUCUCCCGAUUCCUCCAUACGACAGAUUCAACCCUGAGCUACGCUGACUAUAUGAAUCUCGAUAAUUACUUCAAGCGCCAGGCCUCACGCGGACUCGGCCUCAGCGAUACAACGCUUAAACUCGUUCGUGGUGCAAUGGAUCUGAUAUUUGGAUUUCUCCCCCAGGAGAUAAAGUCAUGGGUUGAAGGUGUCUCGAAACGAGACUCCCUACAGCUAGUAGGGAUCAUUGCCGUGCUCCAGCGAUAUGUUGCUGAGGCACAAGAAAGAAACGACGCCUUUGUGGAUCGUCUGCUGGGAAAACCUCUACAGAGACUGAACGGGUUAUACCAACGCCAAGUUGAGGAACAUCUACAGGCUAUUGAACAGACGAAAUUGACCACUAAGAAACGCAACGGCGUUGCACAUUUCAUACGAUACUUCCCCACAUUUGUUGGACGUAUCGAAGCUCAAUUGGUUGGCGCUCAAGGCUAUGAGAUACGAAAAAUUGUUGACGCGGCGUACGAACGUAUCGUCCAAGCCAUGUUUGAGGCACUUCAACAAAUGGCUAAGAUGGAUGGUACAGAGGCAAAAGAUCCGGAUGACAAGGGUGUAUUGAAUUAUCAUGUCAUCAUGAUCGAAAAUAUGCACCAUUUUGUCGCCGACAUGACACAACUUGAACUGGGGGCUGUGCGAGCGUUUGUAACGCGUGCUGAAGAAACCUACCACCGAGAGUUAUCGGCUUAUGUGACGUUCGUACUCCGAAGGCCCAUGGCCAAGAUCAUCGAUUAUUUUGACGGAGUGGAACGACUCUUGCAAACGACCGCCCCCUCUGAAAUUUCGAACAACAGCAAUUUCAGCCGGUCGGCGCUCAAGAAAGUGGUUAAAGAAUACGAUUCAAAAGAUAUGCGCAAGAACGUUGAUGGCUUGUAUAAGCGUGUUGAAAAGCACUUCGAUGCUGAGGAAGGGUCCACGAUACCUGCAGGGCACAAUGGAGCUACUGCACCUGUGCUUGUGGGCGUAUGGAAUGCUUGUGAAGAACAAUUGUUGCGGCUUACCGACAGGUGGAUCAAGCUAAUUGGCCAAUGCUAUCCUGACAGCGGGGUCUCACUCGAGUACACCACAGGAGAUGUCGUUAGCAAGUGCAUUGUUCCAAAUACCGUAGCCCUCACCUUUGACGAUGGCCCAUACUGGUAUACGUACGAUAUCUCAAAGGCGAUCCUUGCGGCCGGUGGAAAAGCUACGUUCUUCGUGAAUGGAAACAAUUAUGGUUGUAUCUAUGAUCCGGAUAACGUCAAGCGCAUCAAGUAUCUCCACAAAAAUGGACACCAGCUCGCCUCCCACACUUGGGGCCACAAGGACUUGGCUACACUCACCUGGGAUCAAGUACAUGAUGAGAUGUGGCGCGUUGAAGAGGCAUUGACUAGGAUUGUUGGUGUCACCCCUGCGUUUAUGAGACCCCCAUUUGGAAGCUAUAACGAUAACGUCCUUGCAGCCUCUGCUGUCCGUCAUCAGAAAGUCGCCAUCUGGGACUUCGAUAGCGGCGAUUCGACCGGCUCCAGCCCUGCUCAAUCUAAGCAGAAAUAUACCGAUAUUGCCAAUCAACGCCCUUCGUCGAUCCUCACACUUAACCACGAGACUUACGCGUCUACUGCAUUCGAUGUCCUUCCCCACGCUAUCUCUGUGCUCAAAGGCAAAGGCUACAGGUUCGUUACUCUUGCGGAAUGCCUUGGCGAGCAGCCCUACCAACCUCCUAAAGAGCCCACCCCUGGUCCCUGGACCUGCUAA